CCUGUAGUCCCCUAGCUGCCCUCGUCUGUGCGUAAAACCGUGCGCGCUUCCGACCAUGACAGACUACGACUACGACAAAUCCACCGCGUUUUUGGGCGAAUGGGGCUCGUACCAGUGGCGCCUCCUCAUCCUCCUCUCCUUGACCAUCGUCCCGAACGGCUUUACCGGACUGUCCAUCGUGUUCCUAGCGGACACCCCGAGCCACCGCUGCCACAUCCCCGCCGAGGCGAACCUGAGCGCGGCGUGGAUGAACAGCAGCAUCCCGUUGGAGGUGGAGCAGAGCAGGGACAGCGACGCAGCGGUGCCGAGUCGGUGCGCUCGGUACAAGCUGCGAGUGCUUCGGGAGUUUUCGGAGAGGGGACUGGAGCCCGAAGACGUGAACGUGUCGCGCGUGGAGACUGAGCCGUGUUUGGACGGGUGGGAGUAUGACACCAGCGUCUACACGUCCACGAUCAUAACAGAGUGGGACUUGGUGUGUGAUGACAGCUGGAAAAACCCUCUGACCACCUCUAUUCACUACUGCGGAGUUCUGGCAGGAUCUUUCAUUUCAGGACAACUCGCUGACCGGUUUGGGAGAAAAGUGGUGAUGUUCGCGUCCAUCGCGAUUACAAACGUCUUCUGUUUUCUGCAGAUCUUCUCUCCGUCAUGGCCUGUGUUCUGUGCCUUGUACUUUGUGAUUGGCAUGGGCAAAAUCUCCUCUUAUGUGACUGCGUUUGUGCUAGGCAUGGAGGUCCUGAGCCCCCGUGUGCGCACCGCCUACUCCACGGCGGGCGUGUGUCUGUUCUUUGCCGCUGGGUACAUGCUCAUGCCACUGGCGGCGUUCUUCCUCAGAGACUGGAAGAGCCUGCUCCUGGGGCUGACCCUGCCGAGCCUCGCCCUGGUCCCGCUCUGGUGGUACAUCCCAGAGUCUCCUCGCUGGUUACUGUCUCAAGGAAGAACCGAAGAGGCCGAACUCGUGAUAAAGAAUGCAGCAAAAAUAAACAAAAAGGACAUUCCAGAAAUCAUCUUUAAAUCUCUGCAGGCCGGACCGCUGUCAGAGAAGAAGAACACGUCCUAUAACAUCUGUGCCCUGCUGCGCUGGGGCUCCCUCCGCUGGCUGUCUCUCACGCUCUGGAUCAUCUGGAACAGCGUGACCAUUGCCUACUUUGCUCUUUCUCUGAACACCUCCAAUCUCCAUGGAGACGUGUAUUUUAACUGCUUCCUGUCCGCGCUGGUGGAAGUCCCGGCCUACGUCCUCUCUUGGGUCAUGUUUCGCUGGUGUCCUCGGCGUCUCUGUCUCUCCUCGUCUCUGGUGAUGUGCGGAGGCUUCCUGCUGCUCAUUCCCUUCAUACCUCAAAACCUCACGGCCCUCGCCACCGCCCUGGAGAUGCUGGGUAAAUUUGGGGCGACCGCAGCCUUCACCAUCGUCUACGCCUACACCGCCGAACUGUACCCCACCGUCCUGAGGAACACCGCAGUGGCCACCUGCUCCAUGGCGGCGCGACUCGGCAGCAUCAUCGCACCGUACUUCAUUUAUUUAAGGAGCUUGUGGGUGUCGUUGCCGUACAUGCUGAUGGGGGCCCUCACUGUUGUGACUGGAGUCAUGAGUCUGCUGCUGCCGGAGAGCCACGGCCUUCCUCUGCCCGAGACCGUGGGCCAGAUGCAGCCUUUCCCCGGCUGCUGUGUGAACAAGCCUUAUGAACCUACGGGCGACAAAGAAGAAGAGGAACCAAUAGAAACAAAGUCUUCGAUAUAAUUUGAUGAAGCCCAUAUCCAAAAUCAAAUACAGUAAAUAUACACUCCAUCUUUUUGUCCAAUAAUGCCAAAGGUGCAACUGAAGUAAAAGACUGGACUGUUUUGAGCCAUGG
Molecule: messenger RNA, 1847 nt
Organism: Boleophthalmus pectinirostris (great blue-spotted mudskipper)
Lineage: Eukaryota; Metazoa; Chordata; Actinopteri; Gobiiformes; Gobiidae
Product: organic cation/carnitine transporter 2-like
Exons: 10
Coding region: 56-1735 (559 amino acids)
Biological process (GO): transmembrane transport
Cellular component (GO): membrane
Molecular function (GO): transmembrane transporter activity
Source: RefSeq, a predicted model, not a curated record